AUGGCUUCUCCGAACCCAGAUCCCGCGCCCAGCACUGCCGCUGGCAAUGACGAUACCACACCGAGACACGCAUCUCGCCUGAUCUCCUUCCGACUCGACUCGUCGUCGGUCGCGAGGCGACUCGAAAACACCGAAGAGAAAGAUCGGUAUGCUAAGCUCUCGACGCUGUACCAAGCCCUCGAACAGAAGUUUCACGAACUCGAGGCACGGAAUAUCGAGCUCCAGAACGACAACGAUGAGGCCCUAGUCCAAUACCAGGGAGCAAUCGAGCAGCAGAACAGAGCUCAAACCGCCCUCGAAGCCGCUCUAGUAGCAGAGAAAGCAGCCGUGGCGAAACAGAACGAGAUGGCUAUGAAGUUUUUCGAUCUACAGAACCGGAGCACACCGAGUAUGGAAGCUGCGGUCCCGAGGAAAUCUGCUCGUAUGCCUGACGCACCAAUGUUUAGCGAUGGGAAGGAAGUCCGAUACGAAGCUUGGGCCACAACGAUCCGCCAGAAGCUACUCGCAAAUGCGGACCAUUAUCCUGAACCAGUACAUCGAAAGCUCUAUGUACAGAGUCGCUGCGAGGGCAAAGCCCAGCUCCAUAUUGCCCCCCGCAUGGAUGAAGCCUCCACCAGGCCAUACGAGGAUGCGGAAGAUAUCCUUAGUCACCUGCGAAGUGUGUUCGCUAACCCGAAUCGGAAGGCGGAAGCAUACUCCGCCUACCAUCAGCUAGCGAUGAAGCCCCGUGUGUUACGCGUAGCCGACUGGUCACUGUGA
Molecule: messenger RNA, 759 nt
Organism: Penicillium bovifimosum
Lineage: Eukaryota; Fungi; Ascomycota; Eurotiomycetes; Eurotiales; Aspergillaceae
Exons: 1
Coding region: 1-759 (252 amino acids)
Source: RefSeq, a predicted model, not a curated record